Ochlerotatus camptorhynchus is the source of this 867-nucleotide messenger RNA. Its product is annotated as RNA-binding protein 7. Lineage: Eukaryota; Metazoa; Arthropoda; Insecta; Diptera; Culicidae. The record is from RefSeq and is a predicted model, not a curated record. Gene Ontology annotation, molecular function: single-stranded RNA binding. Gene Ontology annotation, biological process: regulation of alternative mRNA splicing, via spliceosome. Gene Ontology annotation, cellular component: nucleus. The transcript has 2 exons. The coding region runs from base 127 to 834 and encodes 235 amino acids.
UUGCAUCAAUUUCGUGGUUUGCGCUUUAACAAAAGAGACUAAAAGUACUUUAGUGGUUUACUAUUAUUCCUGUUAUUAAAUCAUUGUCAACAAAUUAUUCAGUGAAACAACUGUUAAACAACCAAAAUGAGCGAGGAAGAUGAACGUACCUUGUGGUGCGGAAAUCUUGCGGAAAAAGUAACGGAAGAACUGCUGUACGAAUUGUUCUUGCAGGCAGGGCCGGUGGAGAUGGUGAAGAUUCCCCGGGACACUGAUAAACGGCAACGAUCGUACGCAUUCAUAACAUACACCCACGCUGUUUCGGUCAAUUAUGCCAUCAAAAUCUACGACGGAACAAGGCUGUUCAAUCGGCAGCUGACGAUACAUAAAAAGAGCCGAAACGGUCCGAAUUCAGGUUCACCGAAGGUUAACAAUAACAGUCCUCAGCAGAAUCGUGGUCAACAGCAGCAGCAGCAUCAGGGUAAUGAGGGAAACAUGCCUAACAUUGGACAGCUUUCAUUCGCAGGCAUGAGUCCAGGGGCGAUGAACCAGAUGAUGCAGGGAAUGAUUAGCCAACUGAGCCAACAAGCUUUGGCUGGUAUGGGCCAGGGGCACAUGCAGCAAAAUGCCUUGCAGAAUAAGAUGAAUCGCAAUGAUCGUCAACAACAGCAGCAGCAGCAGCAUCAACAGAAGCCAUAUUCGAGGGAUAGGGACAGAGGCGACAGGGACCGCGGUGAUAACCAUUCGAGAGACCGAAACGAGGGCCAGAUGUAUUCCAGAGAUAGAGGAAAUAGUCGCGGCAAAAACGAUGGAGGUGGCAAUCAAAGAAGGAAUGACUAUCGUGGCAGAAGAUAGUCGGAGAAUUUCAAUUAGUUGAAUGCUUUCCGU